Molecule: messenger RNA, 560 nt
Organism: Nematolebias whitei (Rio pearlfish)
Lineage: Eukaryota; Metazoa; Chordata; Actinopteri; Cyprinodontiformes; Rivulidae
Gene: derl1
Product: derlin 1
Exons: 7
Coding region: 1-492 (163 amino acids)
Biological process (GO): endoplasmic reticulum unfolded protein response
Cellular component (GO): Hrd1p ubiquitin ligase ERAD-L complex; endoplasmic reticulum membrane
Molecular function (GO): ubiquitin-specific protease binding; misfolded protein binding
Source: RefSeq, a predicted model, not a curated record
AUGCCCAACUGCCCGUUGGCUGGAAUCUGGAGACCGGUGACGGCCACCUUUUAUUUCCCCAUCACUCCCAACACUGGAUUUCUGUACCUGGUUAACCUUUAUUUCCUCUACCAUUAUUCCACCCGGCUGGAGACAGGGGCGUUCGAUGGCAGAACUGCAGAUUAUGUCUUUAUGCUUUUCUUCAACUGGAUCUGCAUCGUUAUAACUGGGCUGCUGAUGGACAUGCAGUUGCUGAUGAUCCCGUUGGUUAUGUCGGUUUUGUACGUCUGGGCUCAGUUCAACAAAGACACGAUCGUGGCCUUCUGGUUUGGAACACGUUUCAAGGCUCAUUAUCUACCCUGGGUCAUUCUGGUUUUUAACUUCAUCAUUGGAGGCUCUUUUGUGAAUGAGCUGACUGGAAACCUGGUGGGCCACCUCUACUUCUUCCUCAUGUUCAAAUACCCCGUGGACCUGGGAGGACGUGCCUUCCUCACCACACCAGAGUUCCUGUGAGUUUUGAAUCGACAAACAUCAAGAGAUUUUAGUUUUUAAGUCAGAUGUUCUGCUGGACAAGGAGUUAA